ACUGCGACAAGGAGCUCGCCUACGCCGACCAGAAGAAGGCGGACCGCGUCGCGGAGAUCGAGAAGCUCACCACGGCCAUCGACUCGAUGUCCGCGCGCUCCGCGCAGCUCAAGGAGGAGGUCGCGGCCCUGGAGAAGGAGCUAGCCGACAUCGCCGCCUCGCAGGCGGAGAUGGACAAGAUCCGCGCCGCGGAGAACGAGCAGUACCUCUCGAACAAGGCCGACAUGGAGCAGGGCAUCAAGGGCGUCCGCCUGGCCCUGAAGGUGCUGACGGAAUAUUAUGCGAAGGACGACAAGGCGCACUCCGCGGCGGAGGGAGCCGGCGGAGGCAUUAUCGGUUUGCUGGAGGUGGUCGAGUCGGAUUUCCAGAAGGGUCUCUCCGACAUGACAGGCGCCGAGGAAAGCGCCAAGGCGGAGUACGACCAGAUCACCAAGGAUAACGAGAUCGCCACCACGACCAAGUCCCAGGAUGUGAAGUACAAGACCAAGGAGUCCAAGGACCUGGACAAGUCGACCGCCGAGGCCGAGUCCGACCGCUCCUCGGUAAAGACGGAGCUGGCGGCGGUGGAGAAGUACUUGGCGAAGCUGCACGAGGAGUGCGACGAGACGGCACCGACGUACGCGGAACUCGUGGCGGCCCGCUCCGCUGAGAUUGCGGGACUCAAGCAGGCGCUUACCAUUCUGGAGGGCGAGGCCGCGCUGCUGCAGAGCCUGAGCCGGCAUCGCCUCGUGGGCAGCGUGCGCAGGCAUCUGUCUUAGGAGCCUCACGGGUCGGCGCGCCUUCGCACGCCAGCGGCGCCACAUGAGGGGCCUGGGCGGCGGGGUCGGAAAAGCAGCAGCAGCAGCAGGACGAGCAGGCGUUGCGAGCUCUUUUGCGUGGGAGCUGGAGAACGCGAGCGGGGCGCCCCCGCCCGCGUGAUGCGCCGUCCACCCGCUCCGCGACACGCCAGCAUGAGGCCGAAA
Messenger RNA from Prorocentrum cordatum, 962 nucleotides. The record is from the annotation of a GenBank genome assembly. NCBI's taxonomy places the organism in Eukaryota, Dinophyceae, Prorocentrales, Prorocentraceae.